Messenger RNA from Juglans regia (Persian walnut), 531 nucleotides. RefSeq lists its product as uncharacterized. The coding region runs from base 1 to 531 and encodes 176 amino acids. NCBI's taxonomy places the organism in Eukaryota, Viridiplantae, Streptophyta, Magnoliopsida, Fagales, Juglandaceae. The record is from RefSeq and is a predicted model, not a curated record. The transcript has a single exon.
AUGAUAAUCAUUGCAAGAAGAAAUCAAAAAGAGGUUCUUACAAAGAGCCAGCACCUGCACAUGCAUCCUCUCCAUCUGUGCAUUCUCGUUGUCUUUGUAAAUAUCAUCUCCACCCUCGACGCUAACGGGAAUGAGAAGAUAUCAACCUUUGAGCUCCGUGAAAUCCUUCUCUGCCUCGACAUGAGAAGAAAUCUGCGGCCUUCAAGGAAGCUGAGAGAAAUGGAUUGCAACGGAGACACUUGGCAUAUUGAUUUGGAGGAAUUCACGGAUGUCAUUAAUGACACUAGUAACAAGCUUGGAGUUGAUGAGAACGAGGAAGGUCAUCUCAGAGAUGUGUUCUUCACCUUUGAUAUUGAUAGGAUUAAUGGACCCAUCUCUCCUAAGGAACUGCAGCUAGCGGGUUCUCAUCAGCUAGCCUUGGAUGUGAUAAAUGGAGUCUCAAUGAAAGAACGUAGGCGUAUGAUAAAAGCCGUCGAUAAAAAUGGAGAUGACUUCAAUUUGUGGAUUUUGAAGAUUUUCGAUCCACGAUGA